CUCGGGCAUUGCAAGCCUUGGAGCCUGUCCAACCUGCUCUCAGCUCCUUCAGCACCGCCUCGACCCGACGCCAUGGCCAACAGGGGGCGCGCCACCCCGCUGCCGUCGCCGGGCGGUCGCUCGACGGCCAGCAGCGACGCCUUCGAGCUCAACAUUGAGGCCCAGAUGCUCGCCCUCCUCGGCCAGAACGAGGAGCGCAAGGCGGCCAAGCUCGACAAGAAGCGCGACGCGAUCCUCAAGCGCGCCCACAAGCUCAAGGACGCGUAUGAGGCCGAGUGCGCAGAGGCGGUCGGGACGGAGGAGGCGAGAAUCAACAAGCGCCUCGAGGAGCACCGGCAGGAGGACGCCCGCAUCGCCGCCGAGGCCCGCAAGUGCGAGCGUCAACUCCUCGCGCUCCUUCGCCAAGCCGCCGGCGACGUCGGGCAGGCGGGCGUGCGCGUCCAGGCCGAGAGGGACAUGGUCGCCCAGAAGGUCGACACGGUCGGGGUCUCUCUGUUGCGCCUCGCCGACGCGCACAACGAGGCGGUGGACGGUGCGCUGGUCAACAUGUGGGCGGGCGAGGCGGCGGCGGUCAAGCUGGAGGAGAGGGCGGGAGAGGAGGGCAAUGUGGCGGCUUGAGGCUGUGGGCGUGCGUGCUUGUCGUACUUGUCUCACGCUUGCAAGUCUGUCUGUGCGGUCGUCAA
Molecule: messenger RNA, 683 nt
Organism: Rhodotorula graminis WP1
Lineage: Eukaryota; Fungi; Basidiomycota; Microbotryomycetes; Sporidiobolales; Sporidiobolaceae
Exons: 5
Coding region: 73-618 (181 amino acids)
Source: RefSeq, a predicted model, not a curated record